Haliaeetus leucocephalus (bald eagle) is the source of this 733-nucleotide messenger RNA. It is a transcript of the gene MRPS14, whose product is annotated as mitochondrial ribosomal protein S14. The transcript has 3 exons. The record is from RefSeq and is a predicted model, not a curated record. NCBI's taxonomy places the organism in Eukaryota, Metazoa, Chordata, Aves, Accipitriformes, Accipitridae. The coding region runs from base 23 to 409 and encodes 128 amino acids. Gene Ontology annotation, cellular component: ribosome; mitochondrial small ribosomal subunit. Gene Ontology annotation, molecular function: structural constituent of ribosome. Gene Ontology annotation, biological process: translation.
GCGGUCGCGUCGCACUGAGAAGAUGGCGGCCUCCGCGAUAGGCUGGGCGCUGCGGGCCGCUCGGCAGGUUCUCCCCUCACCCUGCACAACGCAAGUGCGGAGUUACUAUGUGGACUGGAGGAUGCUGCGGGAUGUCAAGAGAAGGAAGCUGGCGUACGAGUAUGCAGACGAGAGGCUGCGGAUCAACGCCAUCCGGAAGAACACCAUCCUUCCCAAGGAGCUGCAGGAAGUGGCUGAUAAAGAGAUCGCUGACUUGCCCCGGGACAGCUGCCCUGUGAGGAUCCGAAAUAGGUGUGUCCUGACAUCCCGCCCUCGGGGGGUGAAGCGUCGUUGGAGGCUCAGCAGAAUUGUUUUCCGCCAUUUUGCUGACCAUGCUCAGAUGUCUGGGAUACAGAGGGCUAUGUGGUAGAUCACCACAUGGAUAUACACCCAGGCAGAAAACACAAACAGAUUAAGUUUGUGUGUUCAAGUAAUUAAAGCAAGACUGUCCUGUCUAGAAGUCCAGCAUCAGUAUCAAAUUAUUAAGGGAAGGAUGAGAAGCCAUGCUGAUUCAUUAAACUUACUUACUGGAUUGUGAUUGGUAUCAGCUGACAAGAAGCAGCAUAACUCCACUAAACUGGUCUGUAUGUGAGGUGGUUUUAUUCUGAGGGAAAAUGUUCACUACCUGAUGCUUGCAGAACUAAGCUGAGGUUUGUGAUAUGGGCAACAUUAGAAAUAAAGACAUACAGCACAA